AUGAACGAUAACUUGAUUGAUGAAGAAAACGAAGGUAAUGUAUAGGAUAAUAGAAAAAAACAUAUCAAUUAAUUAUUGAGUACAUGUUAAAAGGUUUCAAUUGGAUGUUUAUCAAUAUUUGGAUUGGGAUUAUUUAUAUUAUCAUUUUUUAUGCCAUCAAUAAUUGAAAAUUAGAUUAAUGGUAAAGUGCCAGAUUAAGUGAUUUUGACAGAAGAUAAUAGUGGUUUAUGGGCAAAACUUCCAGGAGAUUCUUAAGUUGAUUUAAUGAGAGUAUUAACAGUCUAUGAACCGACAAAUUUACUUGACGUCAUUUUUCGUGGGUAAAAACCAGAAUUUAUUGAACAUUAAAAUGUUUAUUCAUUAAUUUAGGUUUAAGAAUUUAUUAAUCGUACUUACACAGAAGACGGUAAAGAAGUUAGUAGUAAUCGAUUUGUAACAUUUUAAGAGAAAAAUGCUGAAGAAGGAACAAAAUAAUAUGAAGUUUUAAAUCCAGGAUUAUUUGGAGGUUGGUAUUUAGGUACUCAUUUAUCAGAACCAAAAUUAUCAUGGAUGACUAUUGGAUAAGUACUGUAAAAUUUGUACGAAUAAUUAGUGUUAAAUAUAUACUAUUAAGGAUUUCAUUAUUAAUUUGUAAAAGAUGAGGCAUCUUCAAAUGCUUUAUUGAAAAUGAUAACAGAUGAAUAAAAACGAAAGGAUAUGUUUAAUGAUCAUUUUAUGGGAUUGGGAAACCCAGAUACAAUGGAAAAUUGGGUUCGUUUGGGUUUAGAAGGACAUGAUUUUGGACCUGCAGGUUAAUUAUUAAAAGAUUACUUUGAUCUAAAUUAAGAAUAAGUUAAUGAUAUUAGAAAGGUAAUAAGUUAACAAAUUAAAGCUAUAAAUGUAUCUGCAAUGGCAAAUAGUUAUAAAUGUAAUCCUUAUGGAUAAGAUCCUGAUUAGAAGAAAUAUAAAUAUGAUUGUGAUGGUAAAUAUUUUACUGCUUUAUAAUGGUAAUCAAGUGGUAUUUCAGCUAAUCCUCCACCAGGAUUAGGAAUAUUGCCAACUGAUUCUGUAAAUUUUACUAAUAAUACUUUGCAUGAUUAUAUUGAAAUUUCAUAUUUUUACAAAGGAGGAGAAUUUAAACCUGAUUAUGGUUAAAUGACAUUCGAUUUAGAUUGGGCAUAUUAAUUUUUAAAUAGAAAUUAUGAUUAUCCUAAUGGUGAUUCUAUGAAAGAUGAAAAUAUUUUAUAACAUAAAGGAAAUGUCGAGUUUAUUUAUGAAAUUGGAGCUAAAUUUGAUAAAAGCAAUAAUUUAGAAGACUUGAAACCAAUGUAAGAGAGAUUUAAAAUUGAAUCAUUAGAAAUGACUCAUGUUGUUUACAAAUGGUUAUAAUAAAUGGGAGUAAAUUUUUCUUAUAGAAAAAAUUUGGAUGGAAAGAUUGAUCAUGGUGUAAUAGGAAUGUUUGCAAGUGAAUCUAUUUAUUUUCACUUUAGAAAUGUUAGUGAAUUUUUAUUACCUUUUUUAGUAAGUUAAGAAGUUGUAUAUAAGUAAAAAUGGAGUGAUUGUAAAACUAUGUUUAGAUAAAGUAUUGGGAAUAUUGAAGAUUAAUAAGUUGAAUCAAUUUGCAAAAGUAUGGGAUACUAAUUAAAUUAUAAUCAUUUCAUGACUUUAUAAUCAUUAUGUACAUUUGGAGUUUAUGGAUAUUAGUUAUAGGAAUUUGGAAAGAGUCAUUAAUUAAAUACAAAUUAAAUUUUUGAGAUAUGUUCAGAGAAGGGUUCUAGUGACUAAUCUUUUUAAGCUAUUAUAGAACUUGUACAUUCAGAAUUGAGAUAAAAAUACAAAUGUUAAUAUAGUCACUGUUCUAAAUAGGAAUUAGCAAUUAAAUAAUUUGCUAGAUGUGAAAUAACACUUAAUCCACCUGCUUCAUUAGAAAAGUAAAUUAGUAUUCAUUAUUGGAAUAAAAAGAUAUUUCCUCGUCCUUUUGAAUAUGGGUAUUUUAUGUCAGAAUUUAAGGACAUUUUUAUUAAAGAUCCUCCUAAAUUGUCAGAUGAUAAGGCUAAAAAGAUAUUACAUUUUAAGGGAAUAUUUAAUCCUUUAGCAAUAACAUCUGCAUUUAUUUAUUAAAACAAACAUCCUAAAUUUGAAAAGGAAUUCAAAGAUAUAUAUUAAGUGGAAGAAUAUGAACAUUUAACUUAAUAUUUACGUUUUGCUGCUAUUUAAGGAGUGAUGGGUGGAAUGACAACUCCUAAGACUCCUAAAGAUUUAUUUUUUGGUUAUUCUGAAUAAUUAGGAGAGGAAUUAAAAAAUAAAGAUCCAGCUGGAAAUGGAGAUAAAGCUACAAAUUCAUGGGUAAUGAUGGGUGAUCCAAAUAUGACAAUGGCAGAUAGUUAAAAUUAUCCAUAAGUUUUAUAUACAGGGAAAGAUAAUUUAACAAUGACUAGAUAUAUAAAGUCUAUGAAUAAAUUUGAUUAUGCAAUUGUAAUUACAUAUUUAAUAUAUAAUUUAGUACAAUUAUUCAUAUUUUGAUGGGAAUAAAACAAUUACAAAAUGGGAAAAUCCUUGGAAUGAAAAAGAGGAUAUAACUUCAUCAACAGAUGGAAUUACUUUUAAGCCCUUUUUAGAAUAAUAAGAUAUAAUUAGACUUUAUGUUCCAUAAAUAUAUAGAGUUUGUAAUAAUUAUAAAUUAUGAUUUAUAGUGGAAAUGAAAGCAAUAGGAGAUGGACCAUAAAUAUAUGGAUUAGAUACUAUAAGUUUUGAAUUAGACAUAGAUAAUCUUAAUAUUGAUCCUAAAUAUUAUAAUUAAUGGAAUGGUACAAUUAAUUUAGAGAAACCAUUUAAUGCUCCAGUAGUUGUAUCUUUACCUCAUUUCUAUAAAAGUAAAAGUAACCUUAAAGAUCUUAUAAUAAUUAAAAACUAAAACGGACAUCCUAUUGUUGCAAAUGAAUAUGAUAAAAUAUAUGCCAACAUUGAGAAAUUCUCUGGUGCUCCUUUAUAAGCAGUUAUUCAAUUCAUGAUAUCUAUGAAAAUUUAAAAGGAUGAAUUAUUUAAUAAUGUGACUGAAGAUAUGGUAUUACCUUUAAUCACUUUAUAUAAUUCAGGCAACUUCUCUGAACAAGGAGUUAAAGAUAAUUUUGGAGAUCUCAAGUUUGGAUUAUCUAUAAUCAAUUGGGGUUGGUACUUAAUUAUGAGUAUUGGUAUUAUUAUGAUUUUGGGUGCAGCACUUAUUAUCGUAAUAGCUAAGUACAAAAAGACUUAAGUAGUAUCAGUCAUCAGUGAUUUAUGA
Messenger RNA from Paramecium sonneborni, 3259 nucleotides. The record is from the annotation of a GenBank genome assembly. NCBI's taxonomy places the organism in Eukaryota, Ciliophora, Oligohymenophorea, Peniculida, Parameciidae.